UUUGUCAGCAGCCAUAGAUGAACUGCUGAUAAGCCUGUGUGUUUGACCAAAGCUCUCCUCUGUCUCAAAAAAUCUUAAACUCUUGUAAGAAUCAUCAAUGGCUGCUACCCCUUUCCAGUUCUAGUUAAUAACCCAUAUCUAUCUGAAAUCAGAAUCCAAGCACACACACCACACCACACCACACAACAGCCAUGAAGAAUCUUGUUGCUAAUUUUGUGCUGUUGUUUCUUUCACUCUUAUUAUGUUCUGUCUCUUUAUUAACCUCAGCAGAUUCAAACACCUCCGCUACAUGUCCAAUGGAUCUUAGCUAUGUCCUAAAUAUCCCAUGGAACCAAUCCCUUUGCCAAAAGUUGCAGCCCACAGAAACCAUAAACGUCACAACUGCCCAAAACGUAAACCCCCCACACUCAUGUUAUCAAACUCUCCUGUCCCUCUUUGCCAUAGGCCUUGCCCGACGCCUCAAAGAAACCUCACUUUUCAACCUCCCUGACCUCCCAACUUCCACUUCUUGUCUCAAUGAUUUCCAAUCCAAAAUCACCGCACUUUCACUCCCCACCACGCUUGUCUCCUCUUACUUCAAUCCUCUUCAGUUUGUGAUUUCACCAAACGUCUGUGCCCACAUAGAGAGUACCAAAGAUUGGGUCAAUAAGCUUGGACCCGCUACUGCUUUGGACUCAGGUUGCAAGUCUGACCUCACUGAUCUCACUUCCUGUGAUGCUUGUGUCGCAGCUGGUUCCCAGGUUACGACAGAAUUGAUUGCUAUAGAUGGUAAUACCUCUCAAGCUAAAGCUCUUGAUUGCUUUUACUUUGCUGUUCUUUAUGCUGCUGGUAUUGUUAAUGCAUAUGGACCUGAGAGUGUUGGUGUUAUGACAUGUCCUCUUGGUUUACAACUUAAUUCAGAAGAGGGUGGGGAUAAGGGUCAUCCGGGGCUUGCUUUUGGGUUAACAGGAGCUGGGGUUGCUGUUGUGGUUAUGUCUGGUUUGUUGGGACUGUAUCUUUGGUAUGAUAGGAGGUGGAGGAGGAAGAAGGGUGAGGGGUCUAAUUUGAGGUACGGUCAUGAUUUGGAGGAACAAGGGUCUAAGUUAAGAGUGAGGCCAAAUACCGGGUCAAUCUGGUACAAAAUUGAGGAGCUUGAGAAGGCGACUGAUAAUUUUUCGCAGAAGAAUUUUAUUGGACAAGGUGGAUUUGGAUUGGUUUUUAAAGGGGCCUUAGCGGAUGGGACUGUGGUUGCAGUGAAGAAGGUUGUGGAGUCUGAUUUUCAAGGAGAUGCUGACUUUUGCAAUGAGGUUGAGAUUAUUAGCAAUUUGAAGCACCGGAAUCUUGUUCCACUUAGAGGGUGUUGUGUGGUUGAUGGGUACGAGGAGUAUGAUGAGAGGGGAAGUCAAAGGUACCUUGUAUACGAUUACAUGCCUAAUGGCAAUCUUGAUGAUCAUUUGUUUCCGUCGGGUGCUAGUGGAAUGGGGAAGUCACCAUUGACAUGGCCUCAAAGGAAGAGCAUAAUCUUGGAUGUUGCAAAGGGGUUAGCUUAUUUGCACUAUGGAGUGAAGCCUGGAAUAUAUCAUAGAGAUAUUAAGGCCACAAAUAUACUUUUGGAUGCAGAUAUGAGAGCAAGAGUGGCAGAUUUUGGGCUUGCAAAGCAGAUCAAGGAGGGUCAGUCUCAUCUCACAACCAGAGUGGCUGGAACACAUGGGUACUUGGCCCCAGAAUAUGCACUUUAUGGACAACUGACUGAGAAGAGUGAUGUUUAUAGUUUUGGGGUGGUGGUUUUGGAGAUAAUGUGUGGAAGAAAAGCUCUUGAUCUGUCAUCAGGAUCACCCCGUGCGUUUCUGAUAACAGAUUGGGCUUGGUCUAUGGUCAAAGCUGGAAAAGUGGAAGAGGCUCUAGAAGCCUCUCUGUCAAAAAAUGACGAUUCUGUGAAUUCGAAUCCAAAGAGCGUAAUGGAGAGAUAUGUGAUGGUUGGGAUUUUGUGUGCUCAUGUGAUGGUUGCUUUGAGGCCAACCAUUUUGGAUGCACUUAAAAUGUUGGAAGGAGAUAUUGAGGUACCGGCAAUUCCAGAUAGGCCAACGCCUCUCGGGCAUCCAUUGUUCAGUGGCAAUGGUAAUACUUUCAGCAUAUCACCAGCACUAAGUGGGCCACGAUUAAAUAGCAAGGACAUGCUCAGGUUUGCUGGAGAGAGUUGAGCACUUCAGUAGGGUUUGAGUACUUGGAAGAUUUCACACUUCCACUUCUUUCUUCGUGUAAUAGGUUUUUUGUAGAUUAAGGAAAUAUGUAAAAACUAAAACUGAAUUUAGAUAGCAGUUCAAGCUUGUAAAGAUUCUGUAUUGAAAUGUACAUACAAGGUUAGAGUUUUCUCUA
Messenger RNA from Quercus lobata, 2355 nucleotides. RefSeq names its product probable receptor-like protein kinase At1g11050. The transcript has 2 exons. Gene Ontology annotation, molecular function: protein kinase activity; ATP binding. Lineage: Eukaryota; Viridiplantae; Streptophyta; Magnoliopsida; Fagales; Fagaceae. The record is from RefSeq and is a predicted model, not a curated record. Gene Ontology annotation, biological process: protein phosphorylation. Bases 192 to 2180 code for a protein of 662 amino acids.